This is a messenger RNA of Stylonychia lemnae, 885 nucleotides long. Lineage: Eukaryota; Ciliophora; Spirotrichea; Sporadotrichida; Oxytrichidae. The record is from the annotation of a GenBank genome assembly.
AUGCAAAAGAAAUAAGGAGGAGGUAAAGAUCAACGCCCUAAAACUCCAAGAGCACAACCUCAGCAAUAGCAACCAAAUGAACCAGAUGAAGCAUUCAAAAAGUAAUUUGAAGCUUAGACCAAUGAGGAGCUUCAGAAGAUGAUAAUCGAAUUGGAAAACUAAGAGAAAUCAGUUAUGCAGAAGAAUAAAGAUAUUAGAGCUGAGAAUAAUCUACUCAGAGCAAUAUUGAUUGAUGACUUAAAUGUGACAAUCUCAUCCCAUGAUGUCCAGAAGAAGGAGAAGAAAGAUAGGAAGGAGAAAAAGAAUAAAGACAAAGGCGGAGAUAAAGGCGAUAGCAAGCAUCAACAAGAAGAAGAAAAGAAGGGAAAUGAGGCUAACCAGCCUUAAGAAAAGUAACACAAUAACAAGUAGAAAAAGAAUAAGCAGCCUAAAGAUACUAAUAAUACUUAAGGAGGACCAAAAGAUAAUACUCAACACUAAGGCUCUGAUAUUAGACAAGUGCAUAUAGAAAAAUAAGACAAAGGUGGCAAGUAAAAGAAACAGAAAGGAGGUGAAUAAGCAGAGAAGCAUUACGUUAAGAAAGGUUAAUAAGAAAGCAGUCAUAAGGAAGAGACUAAAGAAGGUGAUCACAAGGAAGAGAAAGGGCAGAAAGCUCAACCAAAAAAGAAGGAGUUUGUUCCAGCCUGCUUCAAGGAAACUAGCGGUAAUGCUGAUGUUGACAAAGCCAAAGCAGAUUUGCUUGAAGCUUACCUUGUCAAUCAGAUUCCAUAGAUUGAGGCAGCUCUCGAAAAAGCCUCUGCUCUCACUCAUGAAGGCUAACUUGAUAAAGUAAUUGAAGCAUGUAAAAACAGAAUCGAAAGAUUGCAACUUAGUGCUCCUUAAUGA